This is a messenger RNA of Drosophila subpulchrella, 996 nucleotides long. RefSeq names its product mpv17-like protein 2. The transcript has 2 exons. NCBI's taxonomy places the organism in Eukaryota, Metazoa, Arthropoda, Insecta, Diptera, Drosophilidae. The record is from RefSeq and is a predicted model, not a curated record. Gene Ontology annotation, cellular component: cytoplasm; membrane. Bases 375 to 992 code for a protein of 205 amino acids. Gene Ontology annotation, biological process: mitochondrial ribosome assembly.
UGGGAACAAUUACAUCCCAAAGCAAGCGUAAUGGGCCUUGGAAACUUGUUCUACAUUUUAGUAAUCGCAUUGGUAGCAAACAAGCCUCCAGACUGCAACCCGCCAUCGAAUUGCCCCGGAAAAUGAAUCUGCAUUGAAUAUAAAUGCAACAUUUUUAAAGAUAUUUGUAAAACACUAAAUAAAAUGUUGAAUUCUUAUCUUUUAUAAAUUAACAUUUUAUCCAAAAUCUUAAAGUCGAUCGAUUGACCUGAUCCUCUUAACUCAAAAUGAUAGGGAAUAUAUGUUUUGAAUUCGAAUCGCACAUUUAAAAGUUAACCAGUAGGCAUCCGGUUUCCAUUGAGGUGUGGGAUCUAAUCAGAUCAGAUGGGACAGCGAUGUUUUACAGGACUCGCUUGUCCAAUCCUCUAAGGAUGGGAUAUCAGGCCGUGAGCUUUUACUCUACUAAUCCCCAGAUUCCCUCGAACCAAAGAUUUCGAUCAAAAGUGUUCGGGAAAUACUUAAUAGUAACAAAUACCGUGGGAUCGGGAAUACUUCUCGCCAUCGGAGAUGCGGGGGCUCAGCAAUACGAAAGUUUGGGCGAAAAAAAGGCCUUUGACUAUUCCCGCUCAGGAAGCAUGAUGAUUACGGGUUUGGUGAUAGGACCUGUCCAGCACAGUUUCUAUCUGCUGUUGGAUAGGGUUUUACCAGGCACCAAUCGAUGGGGUGUCCUUCAUAAGAUCUUCGCCGAUCAGCUGAUCAUGUCGCCCAUCUACAUCUUCUUGGUCUUUUACCUCAGCAGUCUCCUGGAGGGAAAAACCAUCAUGGAAUGCAAUGCUGAGCUCUCCGAAAAGUUCAUCUUCACCUGGAUGUUGGACUGCUGCAUUUGGCCGGGUCUGCAGUACCUGAACUUUCGCUAUUUCAAGUUCCUCUAUCGCGUGGUCUUUAUCAAUCUGGCCAGUUGCAUGUACGUCGUACUACUCUCAUAUAUAAAGCACAGCUUUUCCAAAACAUAAAAAA